Molecule: messenger RNA, 2840 nt
Organism: Chelonus insularis
Lineage: Eukaryota; Metazoa; Arthropoda; Insecta; Hymenoptera; Braconidae
Product: alpha-latroinsectotoxin-Lt1a-like
Exons: 2
Coding region: 81-2840 (919 amino acids)
Molecular function (GO): protein binding
Source: RefSeq, a predicted model, not a curated record
AAAGCAAAUAACGAGUCCUAAUGAUUUUAUGAUAUAUUUAUUCUAUUUAUUAGUAAAUAUUAUAUUUAAUAUGUGCUAAAAUGUCUAGCAGAAUUACUAAUUCAAACAAGAACACAGUUCAAACCCAAGAUGAUUCCUCAUCUAUAACAAGGAGUAUUGCAGUUUCUGAACUUACGUUGUCCCAUUUGUCAGAAAUUAAUGAUAAUGAAAUUCUCAUAACGUCAAUCAAAAAAGGAUUUAAAACUGAAAAGAAAAUUCCAUUAAAGCUUCAUCACCCUGAUAACCAUGGUCAUGUACUUUUAAGUUAUAAAGGACCAAAAUUUACCAAUUGUUUUCCUCCUCAAAGUACUUUUAAAAUUAACGAAAUAUUAUUAAAAAAAGCAGCCUCUACAAGUGAUGAAUCCUCUUUGGGUGAUAUACAUGAUGGUUGCUGGGAUAUUCUUCAUCUUAGUACCAAGCAACAGAAUGAUUGUAAUUAUUUAUUAAACAAAGCCGUAAAAGAAAAAUAUACCGUUAUUCUUACAAUUGUAUUAGAAAUUAUCGAUAUAAAUAAUUCAUCAAAGCAACUUGCACUUUACUUACAUGGUAUUAAUGGUACACCAUUACAUCGUGCAGUGGUAGAAAAAGAUACGAAAAUUAUACAAACUCUUCUUGAAUAUAAGUUGGAUAUCAAUGCACAAGAUAAGGCAGGCUGGACACCACUUCUUGUUGCUGUCGAUUCAGAAAUUCCUAAUGUUGUGGAUCUUUUGAUAACUAAUGGUGCAGAUGUUAAUAUUCAAAAUAACCAAAAUCAAACACCACUUCACUACGCAGCCGAAAGAAAUAAUGAAAAAAUAUUAAUGAGUCUUCUUCAAAAUCAAGUAAAACUUAAUGAAAGAGACGACAAUGGUCAAACUCCACUUUUUUAUGCUGUUGCUGCAAAAAAUCUAAAUGUUGUUGAUAUUCUUUUGAAAAAAGGUGCGGAUUAUGAACUUAUAGAUUUCUUCGAUUAUACGCCAUUUCAUUUGGCAGCACAACUACAAAGUUUAGAUGUAAUUGAAGUUUUUCUUAAAAAUAAUAUAGAUGCUAAUCUUUCAAAUUUACGUAGACAAACUCCACUUUUUUAUUCAAGUAGAAAAUUAUUGAAUCCUCAACCAAAAUUUUUUUAUAAAGAAACAUGUCCAAAGGUUAUUCAUGCUCUUCUAAAGAAAGGUGCAAAUAUUAAUUUUCAAGAUUCACAAGGCCACACUCCUCUUCAUUAUGCUGUAAUAUCCGAUAAUAUUGAAUUUGCACAAACUCUACUUGAAUUUAAUGCUGAUGUAACCAUUCAAGAUAAAUUAGGCAAAAAUGUGCUUCAUUUAGCUUGUCAAUAUUCAAACAACCAAUGUACCUCAGUUCUCCUGAAUUUUAAUAUUGAUAUUAAUGCUGUGGAUAUCGAAAAGAGAACUGCACUUCAUAUGGCAGUUAAAGCCCAAAAUUAUAGUGCUGUUCAAUUAAUAUUAAAAAAAAAUCCAAAUAUUAAUAUGAAAGACAAAUUCAACAAAACAGCGCUACACUUGUCUAUAGAAUCAGAGUGCUUGCCUAUUAUUGAACUCCUUUUAAAAAAUCAAGCAAAUGUAAAUAUAACAGAUACAUUAGGAAGAACUGCACUACACAUUGCAUCAAUAAAUCCAAAUAUUAAAACAAAAAUUAUUGAAUUCAUUUUGAAUUCCACUUACGAUAUUAAUUUGAAAGAUAAUGAUGGAAGAACAGCUGCUCAUUUAGCAGCUUUAAAUCAUAAUUUUAGAACUCUUGAAUAUCUUUUAGAACAAAAUGCUAAUGUUAACGCAAAAAAUUUCCACGAGAAAACUCCCCUACAUUUAGCAAUGAAUCGAGAAAAAAAAUAUAGAGCAUGUUUUAAAUGUGUAAAAGUUCUUUUACAUUAUAAGGCCGAUAUCAAUGCUGUUGAUGAUAAUUUAACAAGUCCACUUCACUUGGCUUGUUUUAUCAAAAAUGCAGAGGUUGUUAAAUACCUCAUAGAAAAUGGAGCAAAUUCUAAUAUACCAGAUAAAUUAGGUAAUACUGUAUUUCACUAUGUAGGCAAACUUGAAUUAAACGGAGAAACAUUAUGGAUUGAUAAUAUAAAAAAACAUACUGAAAAUACAUUGAAUAUUCUUGUUAAAGAAAAUAUAUCAGUUAAUUGUGUUAAUAAAUCUGGUAAAACCCCUCUACAUCAUGCAGUAGAGGAUGGGUUUUCAUUUAUAAAUGAAUUAUUUUUAAAUAUUGGUGCUGAUGUUAAUAGUGUGGAUUCAGAUAAUAAUACAGCAUUUGAUAAUUUAGUUGAACGUAUAAACUAUUGUACCACAUAUAAUUCAACAAAUGAAUUAAUUAAACUAUAUAUUGAACACAUAGUUAAAAUGAAAGUUAUUAAGUCAGGGAUUCGAAAAACAUCUUUAGAAAAAAUUUACACAAUGAAAAAUGAAGAGAAUUUAAAAUGGAUUCAGUCUUAUGAACUUGCUUGUGAUGAAGAGCUUAAUUUAAUGAAGAUCACCCAUUUUGAUCAUAGUUGUCUAACUUACUAUGUUUUUUUUAAAAGAAAACCACAUGACGGAGUGAAUUUUGCAUUAAAUCAAUCUUUAGUGAAGUCUGUACAAUCGAAUAAACUGAAGCAUAUGUUUCCUAUUUAUGCACAUUUUUUAAAAUGUCAUCUACAUGAGAUUCAACAACGAAGGUAUUUGUAUGAAAAAAUUCAAGAAUGUUUGAAAUUAUAUAUUUUUAAAAAGUUACCAACAUGUUGUAUGUAUGAGAUAUUUAGCUACUUAAAUCAUUCUGAACUUGAUAUGUUUCUUAAAGCAAUGAAACCAGGUUUUUUGGAAAAAUAA